Manihot esculenta (cassava) is the source of this 467-nucleotide messenger RNA. Its product is annotated as histone H4. Gene Ontology annotation, biological process: nucleosome assembly. Gene Ontology annotation, cellular component: nucleosome. The record is from RefSeq and is a predicted model, not a curated record. Gene Ontology annotation, molecular function: structural constituent of chromatin; protein heterodimerization activity; DNA binding. Bases 59 to 370 code for a protein of 103 amino acids. NCBI's taxonomy places the organism in Eukaryota, Viridiplantae, Streptophyta, Magnoliopsida, Malpighiales, Euphorbiaceae. The transcript has a single exon.
CGUACGUCUUCACCGGCAGUUGUAUCAGAUUGUAAUCAGAGAAAGGGUAAGAUCAAACAUGUCAGGCAGAGGAAAGGGAGGAAAGGGAUUGGGAAAGGGAGGUGCCAAGAGGCACAGGAAGGUUCUACGGGAUAACAUCCAGGGCAUCACCAAGCCUGCGAUCCGCCGGCUGGCCAGGCGUGGCGGAGUCAAGCGUAUCAGCGGUCUCAUCUAUGAGGAGACUAGAGGCGUCCUCAAGAUCUUCCUGGAGAACGUCAUUCGUGAUGCGGUUACCUACACCGAGCAUGCUCGCCGUAAGACCGUUACUGCUAUGGAUGUUGUGUAUGCCUUGAAAAGGCAGGGUAGGACUCUGUAUGGUUUUGGUGGUUAGACAUUUGGUUAGGUUUAGGAUUAUUGUAUUUUUCCUUUUUUGGCAAUAGUGGAAAACAAUGUUAGAUUUUAAUGAGAUAGUCUUACUGUUUUAUUCA